Notolabrus celidotus (New Zealand spotty) is the source of this 2036-nucleotide messenger RNA. RefSeq names its product E3 ubiquitin-protein ligase TRIM21-like. Lineage: Eukaryota; Metazoa; Chordata; Actinopteri; Labriformes; Labridae. The record is from RefSeq and is a predicted model, not a curated record. Bases 121 to 1767 code for a protein of 548 amino acids. Gene Ontology annotation, molecular function: zinc ion binding; protein binding. The transcript has 2 exons.
CACUCUGAAGAAACAAAACUUAACAUCUGAACGGGAGACACACGCAGACCGGACCUUUCUCUGAGAGAAGAUUCAAACUGAGUCCAUCACAGCGUUCUAAAGUCUCUGACUAACACUGAUAUGGCUGCUGCAAACUACCAGAGACCUGAGGACCAGUUCCUGUGCUCCAUCUGUCUGGAUGUGUUCACUCAUCCUGUCACCAUACCAUGUGGACACAACUUCUGCAAAGACUGCAUCUCUGAACACUGGAGUACCAAAGACCAGUGCCUGUGUCCCAUGUGUAAGAAGGUUUUCAGCUCAAAGCCCGAUCUGUACGUCAACACCUUCAUCUCUGAGAUGGUCGCUCAGUUCAGAGACAAAGCUCAGCAGGAAGCCAGCAGCAGCAGCUCAGAGCAACAAGAGUCCAAACCAGGAGAAGUCCUCUGUGACGUCUGCACUGGGACCAAACUGAAGGCCCUGAAGUCCUGCUUAGACUGUCUGGUGUCCUACUGUGAGACUCACCUGGAGCCUCACCUGACAGCUCCACGUCUGAAAAGACACCAGCUGAUCGACGCCGUGGAGAACCUGGAGGACAGGAUGUGUCCGAAGCACGAUAAACCUCUGGAGCUGUUCUGUAAGACCGAUCAGACGUGUGUCUGCAUGCUCUGCUCUGUUUUAGACCACAAGACCCACGAGUUUGUUCCUCUGGGAGAAGAAUAUGAAGACAAGAAGGCCGAGCUGGAGGAGACGGACGCUGCAAUCCAGGAGAUGAUCCAGAACAGACGAGUGAAGAUUCAGGAGAUCAAACACUCAGCCGACCUCGGUAAGAGAGACGCAGACAGAGAGAUGGCAGAAGGUGUUCGAGUCUUCACCGCUCUGAAGGAGUCUGUUGAGAGAGGCCAGGCCGAGCUCAUGGACUCCAUCAAAGAGAAGCAGAAAACAGCAGGGCAACAGGACCAAGACUUCAUCCACCAGCUGGAAGAGGAGAUCUCUGAGCUGAAGAAGAGAAGCUCUGAAGUGAAGCAGCUCUCAGGCUCUGAAGACCCCCUCCAUCUUCUCCAGAGAGUCCAGUCCCUGAACAUCAACCACCAACCACCAAUCAAAGACUGGACACAGGUUCAUGUCCGUCCACCUUCAUAUGAGGGGACUGUGGUGAGAGCUGCUGCUCAGCUGGAGGAGACUCUCAGAGAAGAGGUGAAGAAGCUGCUUCAACCUGAGCUGAAGAGAGUCCAGCAGUACGCAGAGGAUGUGACUCUUGAUCCUGAUACAGCACAUCCUGAACUCAUCCUGUCUGAUGAUGGGAAACAAGUUCAUCUCAGUGAUGUGAAGAAGAAUCUCCCAGACAACCCAGAGAGGUUUUCUCAUUGUGUUUCUGUUCUAGGAAAGCAGAGUUUCUCUUCAGGCAGAUUUUACUUCGAGGUUCAGGUUAAAGGAAAAACUAAAUGGGAUUUAGGAGUGGUCAGAGAGUCGAUCAACAGGAAGGGACUGAUCUACCUGAGUCCUGAGGAUGGUGUCUGGUUAUUAUGUUUGAGAAAUGAAAAAGGGUAUGAAGCUUUUGAUGAGCCUCCAGUCCUUCUCUCUCUGAGGUCUGAUCCUGAGAAGGUGGGGGUGUUUGUGGACUAUGAGGACGGUCUGGUCUCCUUUCAUGACGUAGACUCUGCAGCUCUUAUCUACUCCUUCACUGGCUGCUCCUUCACUGACAAACUCCUCCCAUUCUUCUGUCCUUCUCUUAAUGAUGAAGGUACAAACUCCGCCCCUCUGAUCAUCACUCCUGUGAGUGCUCAAUAAUCUCUCUCUUCCUGUUUGAUGCACCGAUUAGGGAUGUAAGGAUAUAUAGCAAGACGGUAAAAAAUCCAAACAAAUAAGGGUGGAUUAAAAUCGAUCCAACAGAAUAUGUAUUGGGAAAUCAUUUUUAAACGGUAGAGGGCGCUAUCUGCAUUUCACUCCGCUUGUUCAACAUCACAAAGUCUCUUGCGCCGCUCUCUCGUCUCUCGCUGAGUGGAGGUGUUUUAAGUUUAAAGCAUGUUUCAGAAUCAGCUGACUGAAGGUGUUGCUCA